Molecule: messenger RNA, 4372 nt
Organism: Labeo rohita (rohu)
Lineage: Eukaryota; Metazoa; Chordata; Actinopteri; Cypriniformes; Cyprinidae
Gene: klc3
Product: kinesin light chain 3
Exons: 14
Coding region: 267-1808 (513 amino acids)
Biological process (GO): axo-dendritic transport
Cellular component (GO): kinesin complex; cytoplasm; membrane-bounded organelle
Molecular function (GO): kinesin binding
Source: RefSeq, a predicted model, not a curated record
UGGUGUGAACUGACGGAUCAGGUAAACGGUGUUAAUUCAGCCCGUCUGCGACGCAACAACAGGUGAAUGAAUGACCACGACGGAGACUCUAUUUGGCUGUUACAUCCAUUAAUAGCGACUACAUCAAGGAAAUAAAGAUGUGAGGUGGACUAUUUUAGUCGGAAUUAUCUGACUGUAAAUUGGGACGCGUCGCGGCCACUUGUCCGAGUUACUGCAGCCAAAUGAUAUCUUGCUUUUAGUGUGAAUUAAGGGACUGAGUGUCAGACAUGUUAUCAGGGGAGGAAAUCUUAUGCAGCACCCAGCAGGUGAUCGCAGGGCUGGAGGCCUUGCGUGGAGAGAACCGCACGCUGCUGGACAGCCUGCAGGAAACGCUCCAGAGCCAGACGUCCAGCGAGAGUGGCAGUCUGGAGCAGGAGAAGACCAACAUCAUUUUACAGUCUCUGGAGAGGAUUGAACUGGGCCUAGGAGAGGCGCAAGUGAUGAUGGCGUUGUCGGCACACCUGGGCUCCUUGGAGGCAGAGAAGCAGAAGUUGCGUGCUCAGGUGCGGAGGUUGUGCCAGGAGAACCAGUGGCUGAGGGACGAGCUGGCCCGGGCCCAGCAGCAGCUACAGGAGCGGGAACAAGAAGUGGUUACUUUAGAGGAGCAGAACAGACACCUGCAGUUCAUGAGCAGCAUCCGCAAAUACGACCACGAAGAGCUGCCUAUGGAGGAUAAGGCUUCUACUUCAGGGAAGGAGUCCCUUGAUGAUCUCUUUCCUACUGAAGAAGAGGAGCAAUCACACAUGUCUCAGCCACACAGUAGUGCCGCUGCAGCUGCCCAGCAAGGAGGAUAUGAGAUCCCUGCCCGACUCCGAACUCUCCACAACCUGGUGAUCCAGUACGCCUCUCAGGGCCGCUAUGAGGUGGCUGUGCCACUCUGCAAGCAAGCUCUGGAGGACCUGGAGAAAUCCUCAGGCCACAGUCAUCCGGAUGUUGCUACCAUGCUCAAUAUCCUGGCUUUAGUGUACAGGGAUCAAAACAAAUACAAGGAAGCUGCCAAUCUCCUAAAUGAUGCAUUGGCCAUCCGUGAGAAGACGCUAGGCAUGGACCAUCCAGCAGUGGCAGCUACUCUGAAUAAUCUGGCUGUGUUGUAUGGAAAAAGGGGGAAGUAUAAAGAGGCAGAGCCGCUGUGUAAAAGAGCUCUGGAGAUCAGAGAAAAGGUGCUUGGGACAGAUCACCCUGAUGUAGCCAAGCAGCUGAAUAACUUAGCCCUCCUAUGCCAGAACCAGGGCAAAUACCAAGAGGUGGAGCAGUACUAUGAACGUGCGCUGCACAUUUACCAAAGCCAGCUGGGUCCAGACGAUGCCAACGUGGCCAAGACCAAGAAUAACCUGGCCUCCUGUUACCUCAAGCAGGGGAAAUACAGGCAAGCUGAGGCUCUUUAUAAAGAGAUUCUGACUCGUGCUCAUGAGAAGGAGUUUGGCUCAGUGGAGGGGGACGGGCGGCCCGUUUGGAUACAUACAGAGGAGGGAAGCUCUAGACAGGAUGGUCUGGGAAGUCUGAAACGCAGCGGAUCGUUUACCAAGCUCCGGGAAUCCAUAAGACGAAGCAGUGAAAAACUUGUUCGGAAACUAAAAGGAGUUGGAACGCAGGAAACAGCCCCUCGAGCUGCUGGGAUGAAGAGAGCCAAUUCUCUUAAUGUGCUUAAUGUCGGUCUCAAAGAGAGCCAAGAGACUGCUAUGAAGCCCAAGAGGCUGACAGACGCUCGCGGUUUAAGUUCCAGCACGCAGAGUUUAGCCCGCCGUGCAUCUCUAAACAGUGACAGCUAACUUUCAGCUCAACAUAUGACAUCAGGACUUUGGGGCAAUGGAGAGAUGUCAACCUCACAUCUGGUUGGUCUGUAAUGACUGCGGAGAUCAUAUAUGACAAUAAUGUGAGGAAUAGUACGUUACAAUGAACGCAGGCCUGCCUGAGACACACUUUAAAGGAGUCUGUUAAAGUGCUCCUGGAAAAGGAAACACUUUGGCUUUACAAAAAGCCCUUUUUUACAAGAUAAAAUGUAUAAUUUAUUGCAUUUUAAAGUUAGGACCAUAUUGAGGUUUUGAUAAUCAGACUAUCUAAUAUUACCACAGCUUUUCCACAAAAAGGUGGUCACAUUUACAUUUUUGUUCAGGCAAAAUCCAGCCACUUCAAUAGGAAUCCAUGCAAUCGGGAGUUUUGUGUAAGGGCUCCAUGCAGAUUUCACUCAUGGUCAUGUAAAUUUGCCACGUUGACCAGCAGAAUGUUGUUACUAUGAAAGUCUUUAUUUCGUGAGCUUCAUGCAUCACUACAUUAUUGACAGUGGACCUUGCCUGUUAAAUUUCUCUGAAAUGUCGCUGAUGUGACCACACCUUAGUAUGGAAGCCCAUUUCUGCCACCGAAUAAAAAAUAAAAAAAGGUAAUUGUGACAUUUUUCUCACAAUUCUGCUUUUUAAGUCAGAAUUACGAGAUGUAAACUCGCAGUUCUGAGAAAUGAAGUCAGAACUGCAUGAGAUAAACUGCCCUCCAAAGGUUUGGAAACACCCUUGGCAAAGUGUGGUUUUGGAUGAUAUCAGCAUAAAUCCUUAUCAUUUUUUGGUGCAAAUGACAUUAUCAUUGAAGAGCAGCAAUAAUAAUUUUCAUUUUGAUUACAUAAUAAUGGCAAUAUUUACAUGUCAAAGCCAGACAUGCCCCUUUGCCAGCUGUGAUGCCUGGUUACUGGUUUAAACUUGGCCCAGGUUUUUAAAAGAUUUUUGGGUCAGCACACCUUAAUAGCUUCAACAAUUGAUUGCCAGUUAAGUUUACAAUACAAUGAAUUUAGGCCCAGAUUAUGCAGAGCUGUAAUAGCUGCUAAUGGUGGAUAUUUUGAUUAAUCGAAAAUGUUAGUUUUUUCUAUGUAUAAACUGUUUAUGUAAUAAAAUAUGUUUUCGUAGUUUGUGUUGUCCCUUAUCAGUGCAAAAAUUAUCACAAAUUAAAAAGGAUUCAUGCUAAUAUUGUCCAAAACGCCACUCUUCCAGGGCAUUUCCAAACUUUUGGAGGGCAGUGUAAACUCACAAUUCUAACUUUGCUCGGAAGAAAUUGUGAGUUUGUCUCACAAUUGUGACUUUGUAAGAAUUGCGAGUUUACAUCAUGCAGUUCUGACUUCAUUUCUCAGAAUUGUGAAGUUAAAUUCAAUAUAGUUUAUAUUAAUUCUGAGGGGGGAAAAAAGUCAAAAUUGUGAGUUUGUAUCACAAUUUAUUUAUUUAUUUAUAUAUUUUUUUGCCAUUUUUGCCUUUAUUAUGAUAGGACAGUAUUCAGGCAGGGAGUAAAGUGUGAGAGAGAGGGGGGAGGGGAUCAGUAAAGGUCCAUGAACCGGGACUCAAACUCGGGAUGCCAAAAGCUCAGCGACGCUAUAUAAUGGUGCGCUGCUCACAAGGCUAUUGGCGCCAAUGUAUCACAAUUCAGAGAACAAAAAGUCAGAAUUGUGUGAAAGUGUCCCAGUUACCUUUUUUUAUUAUUCAGUGGCGUAAUCAAGCCUCCAUACCUUAGCAAUUAGAAAAUUGUAGCAUUAUGUGACAUACAUUCCAUGUCCUCAAGCCGCCAUGCAUUAGAAUUAUAGUAUUGGAAUUGAACAGUUUGCACUUAAAUUUUCAAAUCGCUUCUAAUUGCACUUAACUCAAAAAUUUCUAAUAAAUGGUUAUGUAGGAUGUUACAUUCCAAAAUGAAUGAAACAUUUGUUGUAUAUGCUAAUUUGUACAUUUAAGAGUUAAUAUCAACCAAUUGUGGUACAUACCUGUGCCUAUAAAAUAAGGGACUUUUGAUUUUUCAAUUUCAGACAUGUUGUACAUUAUAUAUAUGCAUGCUGUGCUAAUGCUUUAGUUUUAAGUACUUCUCAACACAAUAAGAGAUUUUAUAUGAGUGGAAUAUCAGGGUAUAAGACUAAUACACAGUAUAUAACUUGAAUCUAGCUAAUGAAUGUAGUUACUAAGAGGUUAGAUAUCAAUGAGCUGUUACAUAAUCUAAACUGUACGUGCUAUAUGGUUGAAUCAUGAUACAUAUUCCAUGAUCUUAGGAAGUAUACUGAUAUACUGAAUGUUACUGAUGGACCAAAUAAAAUUGUUCUACCUCUGUUAAAAUUAAAAUGUGUAAAAAGUGUUUUUGCAUAACUAGGUGACUGACAGCUGAUAUGGCCCAAUCAGUAGUUGGAUCCAACUCCUGGUGUCCUCCAGUGGUUUCCCCUUGUGUUUGUGUGCCCUCUACAGCUGCUUUUGAGACAGCAUGUUUCUCUCCGAACAGCAAAGAAUGACACCGACUAAAGAAAAGCAUUUAUUAAUGCUUCUAGGACUGUUGUAGAAAACACCAUAUUAAAGUAAAAAUAAGAAUACAUAUAUACAAA